AAUUACAAAAUUUAAAGAAACAUCGAUUAUUUGUCGAUUAUUCUUCAAACAAACAACACGAUGGUUGAAGGGUUGCCUUUUAAAAUAACGUCGUGCGACGAACCGAAAAGCUACGUCAGCAAAGACCAAGAUGGUGACGUCAUCUACAUAAACCGAAAUUGGAUGCGUAUGCUGCCAUCUGGCGGAGAGAAUUUUCUAAUGAUCCCAGCUUUAAAUGGAGAAGUGAACGCUGUUUCGUUCCAAAACCAAAGCGAUACGAAUUUAUUCUUACGUCACAAGGGGUUUAAAAUUUUGUUGGAAAAAUUUGCGGACGAGAAUGGGUUUAAAGAUGACGUGUCGUUUUAUCCACGUCAUAGUACCUAUUGUGAGACAGGAGUGAUGUACGAAUGUUGCAACAUACCAAACUAUUACGUCACAAUUGGUAGAUUCGGUUUAAUAAUCGCUAAUUUUGAAAACACGACGGAAGAAGUUGUUACUUUUCAACUAGAACUACAAAAGAAUGAAUAAUUGUAAAAAACAAUUAAAAUAGUUUUUCAAUAUUUACAGUUCAAUCCUAAUAUAAACAACUACUUAACAAAAUUAACAUUUUUUUUAAUUAUGUAAAAAAAUCUAGUCGCUUGGUGGCAGUAUGGCGCAGCAACAGCAGCGUCUCGCUCAUGUGUAAUAAAACCUAUUUAUUAUUAUUUAUAAAGUUUUAAUAAACUGUUUAUUGCUUUGUAUUAGAUUUGUUCAUAGACUGUCGUGUGCACAUAAUUACCAUGUUAAUAUUCGAUCGCAAUUUAUAAACAUAUUUGCACCUCAAUCAGAGUUUCUCAAACUUUUAUGAUUCGUCUCCUUUCAUAGACACCAACACCAGUCGCCCAAACUUCAACGAUAAUAUAUAGUAGGGUAGGGGAAGAUGGGACACCUGUUUAUUGUAUUUUCUC
This is a messenger RNA of Ciona intestinalis (vase tunicate), 926 nucleotides long. RefSeq lists its product as uncharacterized. Gene Ontology annotation, molecular function: alpha-L-arabinofuranosidase activity. Lineage: Eukaryota; Metazoa; Chordata; Ascidiacea; Phlebobranchia; Cionidae. Gene Ontology annotation, biological process: L-arabinose metabolic process. The record is from RefSeq and is a predicted model, not a curated record.